Messenger RNA from Zygotorulaspora mrakii, 2115 nucleotides. It is a transcript of the gene SEC1, whose product is annotated as Sec1p. The coding region runs from base 1 to 2115 and encodes 704 amino acids. The transcript has a single exon. The record is from RefSeq and is a predicted model, not a curated record. NCBI's taxonomy places the organism in Eukaryota, Fungi, Ascomycota, Saccharomycetes, Saccharomycetales, Saccharomycetaceae. Gene Ontology annotation, cellular component: plasma membrane; secretory granule. Gene Ontology annotation, biological process: vesicle-mediated transport; intracellular protein transport. Gene Ontology annotation, molecular function: syntaxin binding.
AUGUCCGACUUGAUUGAGUUGCAAAAAAAUCACCUGCUCAGCAUAAUUGGUGAAAUACAAACUGAACACAAUGUCAAGUUCCUGAUUAUUGAUGCGGAAGUCGAAAGGCUGCUGUCAUAUCUGUUUGUAACGCCGCAGGAAUUACUUAGUUAUGUUACCGCUGUGGAUAGGAUAGAUUCGCCGAAAAGAAAAGGACAGCCGUCAGUGGAGGCAAUUUACCUUCUGGCGCCAACAAAGUUGAACAUCAACUGCAUGGAUGUCGAUUUCUGUAAUCGUCCACCUAAAUAUAAGAGAUGUCAUGUGAGAUUUUUGCCAGAGCCUGCCCCACAUGUAGCUGAAUUCUUCAAAACGAAAAGAUAUGUUGUUCAAUAUUUGGCGUCUGUUAAGGAGAUUCCUUUGGCAUUCAUACCGAAAGAGUCGCAGUUUUUUUUGACCAUGGGAAUUGAUAAGCCAAUGCAGAGUUUUUUCAAUAAACAAUGUGCAGACUUGAUCACUAAAAACAUGAAAAGGACCAUCAAUUCAUUAUUGAAUUUAUGCAUUGUUACAGGUGAAUAUCCUAUCAUUAGAUAUUCUGAGCCCUCUCCGAACCAAAUCGAAUUAGCACCAGCGACCAUUUUAGCAAAAAAACUGGCAUUUGAGUUCCAAGAAGUUCUGGACAAUUAUGCCAGAGAGCAUGAGGAUUUUCCUCCACCUUCUACAAGACCUAGGUCUAUCUUUUUAAUUGCAGAUAGGACAUUGGAUUUUAUUAGUCCUAUAGUGCAUGAUUUUCAUUACCAAGCAAUGGCGUAUGAUUUAGUUCCCGAACUGGAUACAGGCACGGAUGUAUAUCAUUAUAAGGCUGAGAACGAAAAAGGAGAAGAGGAGGAGAAAACCACCAAGCUUCUAGAUAAUUUGGACCCAGAUUGGGUUGAUCUGAAACAUCAACAUAUUAUGGAUGCAAGUACUUAUCUUGAGGGUAAAAUUAAGGAAAUGAUUGCCAAAAAUCCACUAUUGGUCGAUCGAUCAAACGUUAAAACUACAACGGAUCUUUUGAGUGUGGUGGCACAUUUGAAAGAUUUUGAUGAAGAGAGAAGAAGGCUCAUUUUACAUCGUAAGUUAAUAGACCAGUGUUUCCAUAUUAACAAUGAAAGAAAACUAGCAGAAUACGCUGAAAUAGAGCAAAAUUUGGCGGGGUUUGGUUUCGAUAUCGAUGGCGAAAAGUGCAAGCAUAUUACUGAUUCAUUUCUAGUAGUUCUUGCUAGCAAGAGCUUGCACGUAACCGACAAAAUUCGUUACAUUAUUAUUUAUGCAUUGUAUCGAGGCGGUAUAGUUGAAACUGAUUUUUCCAAGCUGUUGUCGUUUAUUGGUGUGGAAACUGAGCAUGAGCACUUCAGUCAUUUCAUGCUCCUGUUCAGAAAUUUCAACGAGCUGGGCUUCAAACUGAUCAAAGAUGAACCUCGUAACAAACCAUUUAAAAAAGAAUGGUUACAUGAUACUGUAGUGAAAGAUCCUAAUGUUUUCGUGACAUCAAGAUUUAUUUCAGCUGUAGGUAAUAUUUUGUCAAAGCUCAUAACAAAUCCACUGUUACUCAGCGAAGAGGUUUUUCCCUACACAAAAGAUAAACCUAUAGAGCUUCUUGAGGGCGAAGUUCAGGAAAUCUCCUCUGGUACUAACAGUUCCACAUCUUUAAGAAACCCACGUCACAAGGCUGCAUGGACCAAGAACAGUAGUAGCUCAAAAAAGACGCCGCGGCAAAGGUUUUUUUAUUAUAUUUUAGGCGGUAUAUCCUAUGCUGAAGUGCGGGAAGCUUAUGAGCAAUCAGAGCUGAAAAAAAGAGAUGUCUUCAUCGGAAGCGAUGGUAUAAUCACGCCGCUUGCAUUUCUCAAAAGUGUGGAGAAUUUGACCGCUCAAAGAGCCUCUUUAAAUCUAAAGGACGAUCAAAAGGAAGUUGAAAAGGUUCCUCAGUACCUCUACGAGUCGGUAGCCCCAAUAGCUCAGCCCGUUAGCCAUGUACAUAUACGAAGUCAAAAUGCACCUCCUAUAUCAGCUCCGGUGACAAAUGCCGCUGCCAAGGAGCCUCAAAAGGAGAAAAAACGUGGUAAAUUUAGCAGAUUUCUCAAAUCGCGGGAGAAGUAA